GGAGGGGAGUGUCAAAUUCCAGGAGAGAAGAGAGGAGAGAGAGGGAGAGAGGGCGCAAAGGUUAUUUUUGAAUCUUCUUCCUACACCGACCGAGGCUACCACGAGCCGACAGCAUCCCUGCUUUGUUGCUGCCGGGAACGGAUUUCGAAAUAAACGAAAAGAAAAUCCCCCCCAACAAUGUUCUCCUCUUCUACUCUUCCGCAGUUACACUGCAAGCUCUUUGCAAAGAUGGGGGACGACCGACCUUUUGUGUGCAACGCUCCUGGCUGUGGACAGAGGUUUACCAAUGAGGACCACCUGGCCGUGCACAAGCACAAGCACGAGAUGACACUCAAAUUCGGCCCUGCCAGGACCGACUCUGUCAUUAUCGCAGGUACUUUGUCUCCCAACCAGACACCUACUCCAACGCGCUUCCUGAAAAACUGCGAAGAGGUGGGCCUGUUCAACGAGAUUGCCAGUUCCUUCGAGCAGGAGUUCCGCAAGGCCCAAGAGGAUGACGACAAGAGGGCCAAGAACCCUCUCCCAGCUCCCCACUCCGUGGCCCUGGACAUGAGCCUGCAGACGCCGUCUGAUGUGAAGGUGAAGGAGGAGGAGCUUGUGGAGGUGGACUCCUCCCCCCCGGGCAGCCCAGACUCCAUGUCCAGCAUGUCGGACAGCAACAGGGAGUCCGUGGACACGCCCCCGCGGCCCGCGCUCAGCUCGGCGCCCACCCCCACCAUCGUGCGUCCCGGCUCUCUGCCCCUCCACCUGGGCUUCGACGCCCUGCAGCCCACCAUGCCCUCGCCCACCUCGGUCAUCACUCCCACGCCCCCCUCCAAUCGCACCCUCGGGUCUCCCACCAGUCACUAUCCCAUGAUGAUGCACCUCCCCAACGUCCUCCCCGGCCCCGUCCCCUCCGUCAUAUCCCUGGCCCGGCCCAUGUGUAUGGUGCCCAACAUUCCCGGGAUCCCUGGCCCUCCCCUGGGGGGCAACAGUAGUGGCUCCAACUCUCCCUCUGGCUACAACAUCCACCUAGAGGCCAAGAUGAGGCUGAAGGCAGCGCUGGCCCACCAGUCAGGUCACAGUCUGGGGGGCAUGGCUCUGGGCCACAGUCCCAUGGUGCCCCAGAGAGCCGAGCAGAGCCAGCUGCUGGUGCAGCACCCGGACGCCCCCUCCCCUGCACAGCCCCAGGUGUCUCCCGCCCAGCCCACCGGCGGGCGGCGGCGGCGGACAGCGGAGGACGAUCCAGACGAGCGGAGGCAGCGCUUCCUGGAGAGGAACCGGGCGGCCGCCUCCCGCUGCCGGCAGAAACGCAAAGUGUGGGUCAACUCCCUGGAGAAGAAAGCAGAGGAGCUCAACUCCAUGAACGUUUCCCUCUCGAAUGAAGUGUCUCUGUUGCGGAACGAGGUGGCUCACCUCAAGCAGUUGCUGCUGGCCCACAAGGACUGCCCUGUCACCACCCUACAGAAGAAGACUGCAUAUCUAGCAGCGGAGGACAGCAUGAAAGACUCGUCAGAGCCCACGGGCUCGCCCGCCCCCGUCAUCCAGCACAGCUCCCUGGCCCUCAGCCCCUCGGCCGGCCCCAACGGGAUGAGCGCGCGGGCGGCGGCCGAGGCCGUGGCCAUGUCUGUGCUGACUGGGAUGGGCCAGCACCCUCACCAGCACCCUCACCAGCACCAGAACCGGCACCAGCAGCGGGGCGAGAGCUCGCACGUCAUCAUGGCCACACAGUCUCAGUCGGCUGCCAGAUGAUGAGCAGGCCCAUAGCCCAGGACUAGGCACUUGCGCAUGCAUGCACGCACGCACACACACACACACACACACACGGAGCACCACCCAUAAAGACAGGAGAGGAGUUGGAGCUCACUCCAGACAGACAAAGUCACCCCCAUAGAAAGGAAUACA
Molecule: messenger RNA, 1884 nt
Organism: Osmerus eperlanus (European smelt)
Lineage: Eukaryota; Metazoa; Chordata; Actinopteri; Osmeriformes; Osmeridae
Gene: atf7a
Product: activating transcription factor 7a
Exons: 12
Coding region: 178-1731 (517 amino acids)
Biological process (GO): regulation of transcription by RNA polymerase II
Molecular function (GO): cAMP response element binding; DNA-binding transcription factor activity, RNA polymerase II-specific
Source: RefSeq, a predicted model, not a curated record